Molecule: messenger RNA, 5410 nt
Organism: Liolophura sinensis
Lineage: Eukaryota; Metazoa; Mollusca; Polyplacophora; Chitonida; Chitonidae
Exons: 2
Coding region: 1681-3090 (469 amino acids)
Source: RefSeq, a predicted model, not a curated record
UUAAUGAUUUAUUUACAGUAAGGUGCCGUAAAGGUACAACAUCGCCUUUAGUUUUUAGUUUUAAAAAUGCUGAAAAGAUACAAACAUUAUUUAAAUAUAGUCCUGCAUGUACACCUGUAUGAUGUAAAUGUACAUCUAAAAUGAGUGUACCUAAUUUAGUGGUAAUUCAAUAUUGUAAAUCCACUGUAGAUAUAUUCUGUUUGUAUUGUAGUACUAUUUCCUGUCGUAACUUACAGAAACACACUGUGGAAUUUCGCCCCAAAGUGCAUUUUGGAGGAAAAUAUGGUUUUGGUGAGGAAACCGACAUUUUCCCCUUAGGAUUGCAUCCCAACUUUUCCUAAGAUGAGGUAAAACGUGAAACUUAGACGACGUUUUAGAGGACACCGCUGCUAGUCAUUGCUGGUUGAUGUCAACGCAAGACCGGAUAUACACACCUAACCUAGCUGAUUUCUAGAGCCCGAUUAUUGGAUCGUUACGCUCACUUAAUUAUCUCAAUAAAGCCAGUCACCGUUCUGGCAUAAACCUGCAUGGUGCCGGACAGGGUACGAUGGUCUCCAACUGCGGUAGCCAAGACAAAGCUAUUCAAAUGUUUUGACGUCUUCUAACAGCAGGGUUAUAAACACAUAUGUGCUUGCUUGCCAACAGCCCUGUUCUACCGAGUUUAUCUGAGAACGCUCUGGACUUGAGGCCUAUUAAUAGAGGAGUUUUAGGGUUGACCGUUGUAUUGCGCGAACAUGACAUCUGAUGCAUAUAUGUCAGGAUAACAGUAUGUCACUGGACAAUAUGACGGCCAAGGAAACCAUGUGUUGACGAUCAACUCAGAUGGAGAUAUAGCAGGGGAGUUAACACGGGACGAUAAUCAGUCGCGAUUCAUUGUUUUAUUCCAUUGUGGCCUUAUUUCCGUUCGGUUGUUGCCAUGGGAACACCGGCGAGUGUUUUGAAUGGAAUAACUCCUCACAUAUAUUUCCUUACAAUGGAUAAAGUGAAUGUGCCCUUUGCAUCGCAGUGUGACCUGUAAAGACCAAACACGGUUUCAAGGAAAAUUCCGUUCAUUUCGCCCUUGUGUAUAAGGGGUGGCCAAUAUACAGGGUAUUUUUGUGUAGCCAAAACUGGUCUCUGUAUUGGCAACUACAAGGAAAUUUCCAUCCCAUUGUGAGAGUGUAACAGAUAAUCUUUACCACAGAUAAUCUUUACCGCUGAUAAUCCUUACCGCUGAUAAUCCUUACCGCUGAUAAUCCUCACCACUCAUAAUACACAAUUUUACCGGAAAAUUCCACACCUGUGUACUACGGAUGGUCUUAUCUCCUAUGUAGCUUAUACGGAAUUUCACGGAACGUCUGUGCAUGUGUUGGCUUUACAGGUAAAUUUUAAAAAUCGGAAUAAGCUGCAAAGACUUCCAUAGGAAAAACGCUAAAGACCCAGGGGUUUGACGCCUUACUGACACAAAUAUCUGGAUGUGUUACUCUGUGAAAAGUUUGAACUAUGUGGUGACGUGUAGGCCUACGUUGUCCAUUGAAACCUAAUCCUAGAUUCAUAUAGAGUCUAUCUGUGUACUGCCCUUGGAAUACCUGGUUCUUAAAGUUUAAUUUAAAAAUCCCGUCCAAGAAGUAUUUCACCUUUGCAUGUUUUGUAAAUAUUAUCAGGCGGAGAAUUGUGGAACUAUUUUCUGAAUCGGCAAUUAUGGAAAAACUGUUCACCGCCCUUAUUACAAGCAUAGCAAUCGUGGCUUUGUUUACGGUUUGGGGUCUUUGGAGAACCGGUCAAAUCCCGGUGUAUCCCAAGGUCAGCGGAAUCCAAUUAAUCACGGUAGAAGAGAUAAAGAGACAUGACAUCUUCAAGAGGUCAGACGAUGCCAUGACCAAUCAUCAUCGCAAAAUCCUCGACUCUAAGGUCAGAUCUGGGUCAAAUCCGUCUGGACGCGCAAACAACUCCGGAAAGCAAACGAACGACAACUUCAAAUGGAAAAAGAACAAACAAAUGGAGAUUCUUGCCGGGAACGGAUCCAGAAAAGAAAUCGACAGGAAUCAGAAGUGGUCACACAAGAAAUAUGCAGUGAGUUUUAAAAGGAAACGGCAGAAUAAUAAUGGUACAAAAGUUCACAACAUUGGUAAAAAGGUUCCAAACAAUGCUACAAAGGUUAUCGAUAGUGGUAAAAAGGUUCCAAACAAUGACACAGGGGUUAUCCGUAAUGGUAAAAAGGAUCCAAACAAUGGUACAAAGGUUCUCAGAAAUGAUAAAAAGGCUUCCGGUAAUGGUGAAAAGGUUCCAAACAAAGGUACAAAUGUUCUCGGUAAUGGUAAAAAGGCUCCAAUCAAAGAUACAAUAGUUCUUAUGGAUGGUGCUAAGGGUCCCAGUGACCGAGAGCAAAUCCAUAGUUCAAGGGAAGUUCUCAAUUUGCAGAGGUUACAUGAAAGUCUGUAUUAUAAUUCCGGCGAUGAGCAACCACUUGAGCGUGUGCAUGAAGAAGAUUUAAGGGAAAAAACUGAACAGGUCAACGAUUCGACCAAUGUAAAAUCAAAACUGAAGCAGCGUAAGUGGGCGUCAACAUCUAGACCAGCAUCAGGUGUGCUAAAACCAAUGAAACUAAUGAAGGGACGCCCUCCUGCUAAGCCAAGACUCUCUAUGGCGUUUUCCCUAAAAAAUGAACGUUAUUUUACGUCAACGACGCCUGCGAACAUCCAGAGCAGUACUUCACAUUCCGUGUUCCCGCGAGGUCAUAAUUCUUUGCGCCCCAAAGAUCAUUCCUCUGCGUCAAGAACAAAAACUAAAAUUAACAUUAACAGUUUUACCAAAGCAAUCGUGGCUAGUACUUCUACGCCCUAUUUAGACUCAAGGUCGUUGCCUAGCAACACGAAGCUGAUCAAGGCGCGGAAGUCGCGGAAGCCAGUGAGGAGUGACGUCAAGGUCACAGUGACGUCACAAUCGCUGGUUAAGUCAUCUCGCGGCGUAACAGGCGUGCCCCGGCGCCAAAUGUCAAGGUUACAAUACACCAAACAUCAUGAGGAAAAACAAGUUGUCGACAAAAUGCCAUCGGACGUUCAAUAUGUGUUGAGAUUCUCAAUGGACAACAAGCGGAGAUCUAAGUCCUGAUCGAAAUAUAAGAUAGUCAUCAUAGUUUUAAUCACUGUUGAAACAAAAAUGCAAUUGUGAUGGGAUUUUGUGUCAUAUGCACAGCCUUCCUCUUUGCUCUAAAGUUUUUUUUUCUUUUUGGCGUUGUUGUUGUACGGCAUUGUUGGUGUUGUACAACUUCAGUAUUUUGCAGAUAUUUCGAAAUAAAUCUGGAGACAGUAUGUCCAGAUGUACUGUGUUAAAAGGUCACAUGAGUAUAACUAUACAUCCCUUAUCUGCAAUUUAGCUAUCAACGUGUAUCUCAGGUUUACUGCCUCGAAUCAGCAUGCGCGAAUAACUAAUCCACCCUUAAUCUCCAUGACGGGAGAACUGGGAUCAAAACCUGGUCGGGUCAUACCAAAGACUUUAAAAAUGGUAGGGGCCUAAUUGUUGCUGCCUCGUUUGUCGCUCAGCACUGAGAGGUUAGAGCAAGGAAACAGGAUUGGUGGGCUAGGUGUGAGUUUCAUGUGACUCGAUGGGUUGUUACCAUAAUGCUUCAGCGGCGGCAGCACUUUGGGAGCAUGGACAAGAAGGCACGGUAAAUGUAUAUAUACAGACACACUCACUUAAGUUUUUGAGUAGGUCGUAAAACCCAAGAAUACCUACAUUCAUAUUCGAUAUAGCUGAUGAAAAUUAACAAACGCUGUGUCCAAUCAAACUCGUACGUAGUUUUCCCAAUGGUGGGCAGAGACGAAACAACAACAACAUUCAUACCUUGUCAUAUAUGUUGUCAUACGCGACAAAAUGUCCUCACUGUAUUUGGAACAACAGAACCCGGUAGUUGCUGGUUUGCUGUGAUAGACGUGAUGUGGAAAUACUUCCUUGGGAGUGCAAUCGCCUUCUGAAGUUGACCGGCCACGUGUUAAAGUGCUUUUAUUAUUUUGUGUAUUUUAUUGGUGCGUCUGAAAUUUCCAAUUUGCAUAAAUUCUUUGCCCGCUGAUUUGAUAACUGUGACUGUCUGCAGUUUUAAAUCCUGUUGGAAGACGUUUACGUUGGCUCAAGAGAGUAAACGGAGUAGGCCUAAUAUAAAGGCGAAGUACAGUGCACCUUGCGUCUGGGCUGAUUUAAUGAAUGUCAAUCAAGUUUAGAGGGUUGCUGCUCGAAUAAUAAAAAAAAACCUCUCUAGAGGUUUAAAAGCCUAUACUUGUUGGUUUGAGGAGCAGGCAGGAGUCGUGAUUAUUCACAGUCUGUGAUCUCGAGCUUCAUUUCGUAACGUCACAUACAAAUCCCCGUAUGUGAGUUUCCCCUGGGUUCUACCCAGCUUUCUCGCCAUAAUGUGAUAUAUAUGUAAGUGAAAUAUUCUUGAGUACGGCGUCAAACAGCAAUCAAAUCAAAUAAAUCUCGGUAUGAUGCUUGAUAAAAAAAAAAACUCCCCAUGAAUGAAGAGGCAAAGAAUGAAAUCCUCAAGAUCAUUUUUUACUUCCUCGAUACCUUUCAAAUCUGCUCAACUUGAAUAUUAUUUCAUGAAUUUAAUUCCUUGCAUCCUUUAUAUUAAUGCCGGACUGUGUUUUAAAAGGUCUGUAGGCUGAUCCCUGCAAUAUUUUUAGUCUUUCCAGUGAUGCAUAUUUAUAUUGAUUACUAUGUAUUUGACAGUGUUUGACACAAGUGUUUAAAAGUAAUUUAAUUUAAGAUUUAAAAAAUUUACUUUUUAUAAUUUUACCAUAACUCAGCGGGGUUUUUUUCUGUGUGUCAAGUACACUCAAAAACUCAAUUUGUUAAUUUUAUCAGAAAAGUCUGUUGUCUGAGUGAUGGUAUAAUAUUGGUAGAUUUUACAACAGAUUAUUCUGUUGGAUAUAACACGCAUAUUCUAUUCAUAACAGAAUACGCUCUUGCGUCACUCAGAUAACAGUCUGUUAAAAUUAACAGAUUAAUAUGUGAGUGUAGUAUUGCAUAUAUGUGUAUUCUGUAGCAUUGUCCUUUCAAAGGGCAUUUAUUUAAAACAAAAGAUUUCGCUUUUCCCAUUCUCCCAUUUUCGCUUUUUCCCAUGAUGAGAUUUUCUUACAUUUUUCAUGGAAAAGUGUCAUAUACGUUCAUGUUUUAUAGAUAAUUUGUUUACAUUCAUAAAGUGUGCUUGGCGCUGGUAGGAGUGUACAUCUAAACUCACCCAAUAUGACUACACAAAGGUCAAUACCAAGCAAGGCAAUAUGGAUUUAAGCCAUGCGAAUGUAAACGAUAUGGAUGUAAGUCAUGUAAAUGUAAACAAUAUGAAUGUAAGCCAUGUGAAUAUAAACAGUAUACAUGUAAGCCGUGCGAAUGUAAACAAUAUGAAUGUAAGCCGUGCGAAUGUAAACAAUAUGGAUGU